CCUGUGUGUUAUGUAUAGUACAUAUGUUGACAUAUGUAUUAGUCACUCUGUGCGGCAAAUGGUGGACGGGACGGGACUGUCAUCGUAGUGGCGUUCACGUUACAGGUCAAAAUGUACAGGGCUAGAACAGUAUUUAGUUCGUUGACGCCUCUGGCCCCGCGAAUAUGUGGGGCAGAACGGUUCGCAAGUUGGUUAGUACGUAGUCAUCCCCUUAUUCGUAAUACACAAGUUGUCGUUGCAUUGGAACCGACACGCCGUUACGGGAGUAAAGUUGCUACAGAGCCAUUUCUCAAUGGCAGUACUAGCUCUUAUGUUGAAGAAAUGUACAAUGCCUGGUUGCGAGAUCCUCAAAGUGUACAUAUAUCCUGGGAUUCUUUCUUCAGAAAUAGUACUGCAGGUGCUGGACCUGGUCUUGCAUACCAACCUCCACCAUCUCUAGCGCCUCGACAUGAUCAAAUACCACUGGGGACACUUUUACCACUUGGUGCAACUUCCCAAGUAGGACAAGUACCAAUCAAUGAGAAAAUUAUUGAUGAUCAUCUUGCUGUUCAGGCCAUCAUUCGGUCUUAUCAGGCCCGGGGUCAUUUAGUCGCUGAUUUGGAUCCUCUUGGUAUUAUGAGAGACGACUUGGUACACACGCAUUACGCUUCCCGUAAGGGAGCCCCCGAGCGCGUUCUUCGGCAAUAUAUGCUUGAGGAAUCUGACAUGGAGAGAGUCUUCAAACUUCCAUCAACUACAUUUAUCGGUGGAAAAGAAAAAUCUCUACCCCUCCGAGAAAUUCUGAAAAGGCUGGAAAAUGCUUACUGUGGCCACAUUGGUGUUGAGUUUAUGUUUAUAAAUUCAUUGGAGCAGUGCAAUUGGAUUCGUCAGAAAAUGGAAACACCAGGAGUAAUGGAGGUAACGAAUGAUGAAAAACGCUUGAUAUUGGCACGUCUGACGCGUGCAACGGGUUUUGAAGCGUUUUUAGCAAGAAAAUGGUCAUCGGAAAAGCGAUUUGGUCUUGAAGGCUGUGAGAUACUGAUUCCAGCCAUGAAGCAAGUUAUUGAUAAAUCUACCGAACUUGGAGUUGAGUCUAUAGUAAUGGGAAUGCCUCAUCGUGGUCGUCUCAAUGUAUUAGCUAACGUAUGCCGUAAACCCCUAAAUCAAAUAUUCACUCAAUUUGCAGCUCUAGAAGCAGCUGAUGAUGGCUCUGGGGAUGUAAAGUAUCAUUUAGGUACAUACAUUGAACGUUUGAAUCGUGUUACCAAUAAGAAUAUUCGUCUUGCUGUUGUUGCCAAUCCAUCUCAUUUGGAGGCUGCUGAUCCGGUUGUCCAGGGAAAAACGCGCGCCGAACAAUUUUAUCGUGGAGACGGAGAAGGCAAAAAAGUCAUGUCUAUACUUUUGCACGGUGACGCUGCUUUCUGUGGACAAGGGGUAGUCUUUGAGACAAUGCACUUAUCCGAUUUACCAGAUUAUACCACUCAUGGUACAAUACACAUUGUUGCAAAUAAUCAAAUUGGAUUCACCACUGAUCCACGGCAUUCUCGUUCGUCGCCUUAUUGUACAGACGUCGCACGUGUUGUCAAUGCACCUAUUUUCCACGUUAAUUCUGAUGAUCCCGAGGCCGUUAUGCACGUUUGUAAAGUAGCUGCCGAAUGGCGCGCUACAUUCCACAAAGAUGUUGUUAUUGAUAUUGUAUCAUAUCGGCGAAAUGGACACAACGAAAUUGACGAGCCCAUGUUCACUCAACCUCUUAUGUACCGUAAAAUUCGAAAUACUCCACCAGUUUUGGAUAUUUAUUCCAAGAAAUUGAUUGAUGAAAGUGUCGUAACACCCGAGGAGGUGAAAGAUGUUAAAGAUAAAUAUGAAAAAAUAUGUGAAGAAGCAUACAUUGGUGCACGUCAGGAGACCCACAUUAAAUACAAGGAUUGGCUGGAUUCACCGUGGUCUGGAUUUUUUGAGGGUAAAGAUCCAUUGAAAGUAUCACCUACUGGUGUUAAAGAAGACACGCUCAUUCAUAUUGGUAAAAAAUUUUCAUCCCCACCGCCAAAUGCUGCUGAAUUUGUCAUUCACAAAGGUAUUGAACGUAUAUUGAAAGCUCGAAUGGAGAUGAUUGAAUCGCGUCAAGUCGAUUGGGCGCUUGGUGAGGCAAUGGCAUUUGGAUCACUGCUCAAAGAAGGUAUCCAUGUGAGACUAUCUGGGCAAGAUGUUGAGAGAGGUACAUUCUCACAUAGGCAUCAUGUUCUUCAUCAUCAGACUGUUGACAAAGCCACCUAUCGGCCACUUUGUUAUCUCUAUCCAGAUCAAGCACCAUAUACUGUUUGUAACAGUUCACUCUCUGAAUUUGGCGUACUUGGUUUUGAAUUGGGUUACUCCAUGACAAAUCCCAAUGCACUUGUCUGUUGGGAGGCGCAAUUUGGAGAUUUUAACAACACCGCUCAGUGUAUUAUCGAUCAGUUUAUUAGCAGUGGUCAAGCCAAAUGGGUCCGACAGUCGGGUAUUGUGAUGCUUCAACCACAUGGUCUUGAGGGUAUGGGCCCCGAGCAUUCUAGUGCACGUCUCGAACGUUUUCUUCAAAUGUCUGCUGAUGAUCCAGACUAUUUUCCACCUGAGAGUGAAGAGUUUGCUGUCAGGCAGCUACAUGACAUCAAUUGGAUUGUUGCCAACUGCAGUACACCCGCUAAUUAUUUCCACAUACUUCGUCGACAAAUUGCACUACCUUUCAGAAAACCUCUCAUUCUUAUGACACCUAAAUCACUUCUUCGUCAUCCUGAGGCUCGAUCGAGCUUCGAUGUUAUGACUGAAGAUACACAAUUCUUGAGGGUUAUACCAGAGGAAGGUCCUGCUGCUCAAAAUCCAUCCAGUGUUAAGAGAUUAAUAUUUUGCUCUGGCAAAGUCUAUUACGAUUUGACAAAGGCAAGGACCGAAAGGAGUAUGAAUGACAAAGUUGCUAUUGCAAGGGUCGAACAAAUUUCCCCCUUUCCCUAUGAUUUGAUAAAGAGAGAAGUUGAAAAAUAUCCAAACGCUGAAAUUAUGUGGACACAGGAGGAAGCUAAAAAUCAAGGCGCCUGGUCAUAUGUACAGCCACGAUUUGUUACAGCUCUCAACGGAACACGCAACCUUUCUAAUAGAAGCUCUCAUAAAAAUAGUGAUGGUUGGUUAAGUGCGUGGCUUUCAUCCUCUAAACCAUCAAAAUCCGAAUCCGUACCUGAGUCACCACAAAAAACAAAAUCACGUAGAAUCAGAUAUGCUGGUCGAGCCUGUGCCGCAUCACCAGCGACCGGUAGUAAAAUGCAGCAUCUGAAGGAACUCAAACAGUUUUUAGACGACAGUUUCGACAUUUAAAGUCAAUCUCGUGUAGCACUAUUGUAGAAAAAAAAACGACAUCAUUUUAUUUAUUUUCCCCUUGAACAUAAGUUAACUAAACCUUCUGUAAAAGAGAAAAAAAAUACAUCUCGGUAAUUUCAGUAGAGGUAUGAACAACGACAAAAUCAUUACAAAUGAUAACCUUUUGAUAUUUGUGCGCCUCUCGGUAUGAAAAUAUUUCUUAUAAUUUGAUUUGUAACUUUUGUUAUCAAUCUUAAAAUAGUUAUUUAAACUUUUGUUGUCAACUGAAUGGCUGAUAGAAUAUGCCAUUGUAUCGGACGAGUUACAAAUUCUAUUAUUGAUGAAGAAAUGUGAAAAGAAAAAUAGAAAACAACUAAUUAUUUUUAAAAAGCGUUUGUGAAUUAAUAAUGAGAGAUUAAAGUAAAAAAACAAUAGGCCUCUUGAAAUUAACAAUCAAGUAUUACUUUUCAUCUGUCUCAUUUUGUUAAUGAUGACUAAGGAGAAAACCAACUGAACACAUACAAAUGUGAUUCCACAGUACUUUAAAUGUGAGUUUUCAAUAAAUAUUCAUACAAAUCUAUGUCAGUAUAAAUGAGAA
Molecule: messenger RNA, 3904 nt
Organism: Diachasma alloeum
Lineage: Eukaryota; Metazoa; Arthropoda; Insecta; Hymenoptera; Braconidae
Gene: Nc73EF
Product: 2-oxoglutarate dehydrogenase, mitochondrial
Exons: 8
Coding region: 112-3324 (1070 amino acids)
Biological process (GO): tricarboxylic acid cycle
Cellular component (GO): oxoglutarate dehydrogenase complex; mitochondrion
Molecular function (GO): thiamine pyrophosphate binding; oxoglutarate dehydrogenase (succinyl-transferring) activity
Source: RefSeq, a predicted model, not a curated record